AUGGUCUGCUAAUACUACUACACUUAUAAAAAAUAUCACCGCUAUUAUGAGCGUGGCAUUACGUCACUUCCGCAAUACACUUCCUGUCAAAUAUGGCGGCGACCUUGUGUGCAAAAUUACUACCUAAAACAGGAUGGCUCCCCCUAACUCAGACCAUUCGGCAUGGCUCCAAGGCUGUCACCCGCCACAGAAAACCGAUGCACUUCCUUAAACAGAAGCUGAUGGCUGUGACAGAGUACAUUCCCCCAAAGCCGCCGGCUCCCCCCGGCGCGUACCCACCUGAAACAGUCGUGGUCCAGGAGCAGGAGAGUCACUUGAUAAAGUUGCUGAAGCAAGACCUGGAGGAGGUCUUCCGUGACUGCAAGAUGGUGGCUGUGGCACAGAAUAAUGGCUCCACCUCUGAUGACAUGAUGAUGCUCAAGAACAGGUUCCACAAGCAUGGCAUUAAGGUCAAGUUCUUCCCCAACCAGGUGAUGCGUUCCUUCCUCAGCGAGAGCAUUUACAGCAACUUGGCUCCCCUGUUCAUCGGACCCACCGUGCUGUUUGUCAGCAAAGAGCCUAAAGUGAAAGAAAUGCUGUCCACGCUGCGGGUCAGCCCGCAAAUGAUUCUACUAGGAGCGUGUGUGGAGAACACGCUGCUGAGUGCGCAGGGCGUGGCGAGCUACGCCAAGCUGCCGUCAGUCAGCGUGGUCCAGGGCGAGCUGGUGAGCGCCUUGAGCGUGAUGGUUUCGCAAACCAGCACCCUGCUGCGGCAGCACCCCACACACCUGACGGCGCUGUUGCAGCAGUAUGUAGCGCAGCAGGCUGAAGCCCAGGAAACCACGUGAGAUGACGUUGAAGGUCUCAAUUAUCAUUAUUUACAUUAAAGUUUUUUUGUGACUGUGA
Molecule: messenger RNA, 885 nt
Organism: Syngnathus acus (greater pipefish)
Lineage: Eukaryota; Metazoa; Chordata; Actinopteri; Syngnathiformes; Syngnathidae
Gene: mrpl10
Product: mitochondrial ribosomal protein L10
Exons: 5
Coding region: 93-827 (244 amino acids)
Biological process (GO): translation
Cellular component (GO): mitochondrial large ribosomal subunit
Molecular function (GO): structural constituent of ribosome
Source: RefSeq, a predicted model, not a curated record